GGGGGGGGGGGGAUGGAGGAUGGCUGCCCGAAGCCCUUGCAAUGUUCUCCUCCACCCUUGGGCCCAGGCCUGGCCUACCUCUCUCCGGCCACAUGGCUCCCCUCCCCCACCCUGCCCAGCUCUGGCGGGCAGGGGGGUCUGCUCAGUCUCAAGCCUAACUCAAAGAGGAAGUUACCCUGGGAGAUCACAGCUUUUAACCCCUGUGUUCUCAGAGGCGUAUCCAUGCCCUCAGUGGACAAACCAGGUGCCAAUAUUAAAUCUGAACACUGAUUGGCUUGCCCACACCAUCACAAAAAACUUCAUUUCCUCUUAAACCAUGACAGUGACUUUGUUCUUUUUUGGUUUCAUUUAGGUUUGCAUUACCUUUGCAAAUUCCUGGGAAUAAGAAUAAUUUUCAGACUUUCCAUCUGUCAAGGCACAGUGACAGAAGGAAAAUGGCACCUGCAUAGUCCGGCAAUAAUCUUCCUCACUAUGUGAACUGUUGGGUGCCUGGUGCCUUCAAGCACUCUAGAGGGGACUCAUUUGCCUGUGAAGCCUCCUUCACCUUGUUCUUCUCCUCUGAGGAAUAUGGAAAUAACAGUAAAAACUAAACAGAUAAAGGACAGCAGACUCUCCAGGUCUUUCAGCCAAUUGGUAAUGGUGCAGAAUUUGUUCUUUAUUUAUCUCUUUGGAGUAGGUUUGAUAUCAGUCUUAGUAUAUAUGAAGACAGAACAUCAGGUUAAUCUCAUCAGUGGAGUUUGAUAAGAGAUACUACUUGAAAGUCCAGUUGUGUUUCAAAGUCAGUAAAUAAAGUCUUAUCCUCAGGCUUCAUGUAAGGCAAGGGUAUAAUGUUCCUUUCUACAGAAACAACCAGCACCAAUUGCUGUCAUGAGGAAAGUUGUUGUGGUAGGGACCUGUCCACCUUGGAGGUGCAUCAGAAAUGUUGUUUGCUGCCUGGUUUUUUUUGGAAGAGUGGUGUAUGGGAAGGGGGUUUGUUGCUGGGUGAUAAAAAUUAAUCCCAUUCCAAAGUGGUCAAACUUUGAACAAGCCUGGGUGGCUAUGGAGCCCAUUCUGGCUGUCUGGGCCAACAUAAAACAUUCCUCAGUGCAGCUUGGAUGCUAUAGGGACCAGAGCUUCUCCAGAGGCACCAAAGCAGUAGUGCAAGACCCUGGCAGCCCUUUACAUACCCUUCACCAAGGGCUGCUCCUUGCAGAUGCUCAGAGGAGGUCAUUAAUCAACUUUAAAUAAACCUUCGUAAGCAGGCCCCAGGGAAAUGACCUAAAGACGAAGGCAAGAUGUGCCACAGCUUAUGCUUUCCUGCCUGUACUUCUCCCUGCCCAGCCUAGGAAGAGCUGUGCCUGGGGGACUAAGCAGCUGUUCUGACCAUGAGCGAGCAGAGCCACGUCAACAGCCUGUUCCUCAACGAGGAUGCAGCCAAGCGGCUCCACGCUGACAGCCGGGUGCAGAGGUUCCAGCAGGCUGUGCACAAGCGGGCGGCACGGGCCAAGAAGCGGAUGCACAGCAUCACUGCUGAGAGUGCUAAAAGCUUCUUCAGGAGAAAUGCCUUUGUCCUCUUCACCAUUGCUGCGGUCGUACUAGGGAUUAUCCUGGCCUUCUCCCUCCGGCCCUACCAGCUGACCUAUCGCCAGAUCAAGUAUUUCUCCUUCCCUGGUGAGCUGCUGAUGCGUAUGCUCCAGAUGCUGGUUCUUCCUCUCAUUGUCUCUAGCUUGAUUACAGGAAUGGCCUCACUGGACAGCAGAGUCUCAGGGAAGAUGGGGAUGCGGGCUAUCAUCUACUACAUGGUGACCACAAUCAUAGCUGUCUUCAUUGGCAUCUUCAUGGUGAUCAUCAUACACCCAGGAAAAGGAUCUAAGGACAAACUUCACAGAGAAGGCAGAAUUGAGCAGGUGCAGACCACAGAUGCCUUCAUGGACUUGGUGCGGAAUAUGUUCCCACCCAACCUGGUAGAAGCCUGCUUCAAACAGUACAAGACUCAGUACAGCACCAGGGUCUUCACCAGAACCAUCCUCCACAGCAGCAAUGCCACAGCAGAUGUGGCAACCACUCAGAUCCCUGUGCCUGAGAAUUUCACCAGCAUCAUGGAGAAUGUCACUCAUGCCCUGGGAACCAUCUCCGAGGUGCUGACCUUUGAAGAAGUCAUUCCCAUCCCAGGCUCAGCCAACGGGGUGAACGCGCUGGGGCUGGUAGUGUUCUCCAUGUGCUUCGGUUUGAUGAUCGGCAGCAUGAAGCAGAAGGGACGGGCCCUGCGGGAGUUCUUUAACUGCCUCAACGAAGCCAUCAUGAGGCUGGUGGCCAUUAUCAUCUGGUGAGGAGCACGGCCGGUUGGAGCAGGAGGUCUGCAGGUGCAGUUUCCAUUGACAUGAUGAGAAGUGGGGUAGCUUUAAGGAUUUCAUGCACAAGGCAAGAAAAGCAGAUGGGCACAGCUCUACUUUGGCUCCAUCAAGCUGGAGGGAAAAGUCUGGAUGGGAUAUUUGUUCACAUUUCAUUUCCUGGUUUUUUUGUUUUUACCUCAGAAAUAUCAAGUACACCAGCACUUGCUUUUUUUGAGGCUUCUGGAAACACCCUUGGAAGACCAGAGAGCUGGAGUGGAAGAUCUCUUAGCCUUACAAACAGGACUAGAGUGUGGGGCUUUCUCACCAAAAGCUUUCCUUCCAGCUGUGUUCCAGGAGUCUGACUUAGCUAUGAAUCACAGUAGCCCUUUGCCCCUUUCCUGCUUUUGGGGUGGCAGCUGUAUGCAGUAAUGCAAUAGCUCUGAGAGCUGAGCUGGGUUGAGAGGAUCAUCUCAAAGUUACUGCCUUUCAAAUCCUUCCCAGAUCCUAACUCCUCUGGAGCUCAGCUGCUCAUUGCUUUCUGUGUAAGGCUGCCUAUGACACAUGGUGCAGACAAAGAAAGCAUUGCUGAGACAAGUCUACUCUAGAAGGCAGCAUUUUACCAAAUAUUGUUAUUUUAAGCUUUUUACCCAGUUAGGGCUCAAACUUUUGUCAGGUACUGCAAAAUAGGACAGAUGCAGCUUUGGCAGAAUACAUGCAAAUGUCUGACAGGGAAGAAAUCUGUCAGCCUGACACCCUCUCCCAUUUUAGAUCACUCCAGCUUCCUUUCCUUGGUCUUAUAAGUCACAGUCUUGUAUCUCAAAGCAAAGUCCCAAGCACAGCACGACAGGCCUUACAGAAAAAGGCACAAAGGGGAAGAAUAUCCCUGAGCUCAUAGGAGAUGUUGGGAAGCCCCACACCCCCGGGAUCUUUUACUCCAUGUCUGAACCAGAAUUUGGGGCUGUGCUUUCCAAAGAACAGGUAAGUCUUACCUGGGGGCACAGAAGUGAGAGCAUGAGCACAGUGGAACAAGUAGACAUGCACACUACUCCAGAGACCUUCAACACCCCUCCUUAAACCUCCGUUUAGAUGAAGGAAGGUGGGGUGGUUAUGUAUAGAACAUUGGUUACACUUGGGACACUGCCUGUGCAUGCCUUCCGGUAGCCACAGUCUGCAGACCAUCUCCCAGGAGGUUGUUUUUCCUGGGGAGAUCUGAUCACUGGCUGCAGCCAAGGAUGUGUUCUAACAGGAACGUCAGAGGAAAUGAAAUAUUUAUUAAAUCCUCUCCUGAAACUUUUCCAAACCUCCCGGGCUAAGAUGGAGUUUGGCAUGUGGAACUCUGAGCCUUGUGCAUGAGGUGCAUGUGAGCUCUUGAGCUGCAAAGUCCCAGCCUUGAGAGAAGUGGCCAUGGAGCUAGAGUUUUCUUUGGUCUGAUUAUUAUAUUAGUGCCCAUGAUUUUCUCCGUAUCUGACUUAUGUCUUCUUUUCUGUGGAACCUCAGUGCUGCUUGUCAGCUGCACUGUUAUGGACAGGGGGAAAUAGACACGAGGAAUGGAAAAGAUAGCAGGAUACCUCAAAAUGGGUUUUACAUGAGCCAUGGCUGUUUUUACAGGUGUUGGUGUGUCUAGUCCUUGUUACUCCAGAUCUGGAAUCCCUAGGUGUUCAUGUUCCCUAAAUGUGAGCAUCUGAAGAUAGCAAGGCUGAUAUCCCAGAGCCUAUAGUAUACUCUUGCUUUCAUUCCCUGAUUCCCUGUUUCUCCUGUACUUUCCUGUGCCUCUCAGGAAAAAAAAAUAUGGUCAGCCCAAGCUGUUAGGAGAAGAAGGGACUCUGAAGGUUUCUCUACAUAACCUUCCUUAUCAAUUCUAGAAAGAGUGUUGUAGAAAUGUAGAAAACCCAAAAAGAGGAGGAAACCACCAUUGCCCAUGCUGUGUGCAAAACAGAGUGCUGAGGUCUCCAGGCGUGCACCAAGAGCUGAUUUUUGACCAUGGGAUAAACAAGUCCCAACUCUCUCCCGGUUUCUAGAAAAAAAACCCAGCAGUGUAAUCCUGUGAUUCGGCUCAGUGAGCACUUAUGGUAUGCUGGUUUAUUGGGGAUUUAUCCAGACAGCAUGUGUUAAAUCUGGUGUGAAAGUGUGGGAGCCAGUCCUGACCAUCGGCCUUGUGUUUCUGUCACAGGUAUGCUCCAGUUGGGAUCAUGUUUUUAAUUGCGGGCAAAAUCCUGGAGAUGGAUGACCUAGCAGUGAUGGGAGGCCAGCUGGGGAUGUACACACUCACUGUGAUUGUUGGACUCCUCAUUCAUGCCCUUUGCAUCCUGCCUCUGCUCUACUUCAUUGUCACUCACCGAAACCCCUGGGUGUUCAUUGCAGGGCUCUUGCAGGCUCUCAUCACAGCCCUGGGCACCUCCUCCAGGUAUGAUGGCUAUGUAGGAGUGGAGUCUGGGCUGAAACUAUGUAGAUACAUCUCAGCACUCCAUUGCUCUCAAUGCAGCACUGUGGUCUCACAAUUCCUAGCACUAGCAGCUUUUUGCAGUGAACCAGCCAAACUCAUUUGGGAGUGGGAAGAUUCUCACUGCCCUGCUCAGGAGCCCUACUCACAUGACCAGCUCUGACCAUCAGUGAAUGGCCCAUAUUCCUCCUGACCAAACAUGAGGGUGACUUUGCUUACCACUGAAUUGCUGAGCUCAGGACAAAUAUCCUGCUGAAUCACAGCAUUAUUCCAUGUGCACAUACCUCUCACACACAUGUACUUGCAGAUAUUUUCACGUCCGUCUCUCCCAGGCACACAGACUGUACGCAGCUGUCAUUAAACUUCCCAGAGACCUGGGCAAAGGCAUCAACACCAGUAUGUUCAGUGACUCACAAUGCCAUGUUGCACAGCCAAAGCAAGGGAUGGUAGAUAACUGUUGUUUCAUCAAGUGUUAUGUUUCUUGUUAUACUAGUGUCCUGGCAAGCACCCAACAGGCUCUUCCACAUACAUUCUUAUACCAAAACACACAGCAUUUUUCCUGCUCAUGUUCUCUUUCAGAAACAUUUCUUUGCUUUCUCUGCAAGAUAUAUUCUCAAGCAUGUAUCACUCUUGAGAGGGAUGAGAAGGGGCUAAAGUUUUUUUAAUAGCAGAAAAAGCAGUUCUGGUCUUGACACGCUACCCUAUGUACCCUGAAUCCUCCUUCUUUUGGUUUUAUACCAGCAUCAUCAGCCUCAGGAUUAUAGAGCCCCUGUCCCAACCCCCUGAGAAAAGUCAUGUUAGAAUGUGUAACUGCAGCAUGCAUCAUAUGUGAAGAAGCCUUGCUUCUCUUCUUUCCUCUAGCAGCUUCCGGCCUCUGGCCCACAUGGCAGGGUGAAAAAGUAGGCAGGUAAAGUCAUAAACCAGGCAGAGGCUUAGUCCUUCUUCCAAAAUCAGCAUACAUGCAAUUCAUGUGGUUUUGUGAUGUAUUAUUCACAGGGGUCUUAGGAUGAGGGAAGAGAUGAGAAUUUUGACUCUAUGUUUAGAAGGCUUGGUUUAUUCUUUUAUGAUAUAUAUUAUGCUUAAAACUAUACUAAAAGAAUAGAAGAAAGGAUUUCAUCAGAAGGCUAAGCUAAGAAUAGAAAAUAAAAGAAUAACAAAGGUUUGUCUCUGACCGAGACAGUCUGGACACGUGGACUGUGAUUGGCUAUUAAUUAGAAACAACUAGAUGAGCCCAAUCACAGAUCCACCUGUUGCAUUCUACAGCAGCAGAUAAGAAUUGUUUGCAUUUUGUUCUUGAGGCUUUUCAGCUUCUCAGGAGGGAAAAAUCCUAAAGAAAGGAUUUUUCAAAGAACAUGUCGGUGACAGUUAUGUAAAUUCCUUUCAGCUCAGCGACUCUGCCCAUAACCUUCAGGUGCCUGGAAGAAAACAAUGGCGUGGACAGGCGCAUCACAAGGUUUGUGCUGCCUGUGGGAGCCACAAUUAACAUGGACGGCACUGCUCUGUACGAGGCCCUUGCAGCCAUCUUCAUUGCACAAGUCAACAACUAUGAACUUGACUUUGGGCAAAUCAUCACAAUAAGGUGACUUUUAAAAGAGUUUUGGGACUACAGAAAGUUUUGUUGGCUUAUCUGAGGUGUGAUCAGAUUCCUCUUUUGCUCAAAAGAUACAAUAAGGAAAAAAAGUAUGGGAAAGAAGGGUUGUACUACAGAUCCAGGUGUCAAAACACAUGUGGACACCAUGUCUUUGAGGCUCCACUUGAACCCUUCUCACAUGUCCAGGUCUUAGGAAAAGCUGUGGUGGGUUCUCUUUUAUGAGGGGGUGUCUGGCAGGGUCAGCCUCACAUUGUGUUGAUGUCCCAUGUGUCACUAUCCUUCUUCAUGACCAGGGCAGAAAGGCUGCCAAGACAAUGAUGAGUUUGAGCUAAUUCCUGACAUUUCUGCAAAUGCGACUAGCUCUUUUCUUCCUUUUGCCGAUAGCUCUGCUUUUCCGUUCUCUCCAGCAUCACUGCCACGGCAGCCAGCAUUGGAGCUGCAGGUAUUCCCCAGGCAGGACUGGUGACAAUGGUUAUAGUGCUGACAUCAGUGGGGCUGCCUACUGAAGACAUUACACUGAUCAUCGCUGUGGACUGGUUUCUGUAAGUUCCUUGCCCA
Molecule: messenger RNA, 6901 nt
Organism: Serinus canaria (Common canary)
Lineage: Eukaryota; Metazoa; Chordata; Aves; Passeriformes; Fringillidae
Product: excitatory amino acid transporter 4-like
Exons: 5
Coding region: 1365-2309 (314 amino acids)
Biological process (GO): L-glutamate transmembrane transport
Cellular component (GO): plasma membrane
Molecular function (GO): neutral L-amino acid transmembrane transporter activity; glutamate:sodium symporter activity; L-glutamate transmembrane transporter activity
Source: RefSeq, a predicted model, not a curated record